This is a messenger RNA of Vitis vinifera (wine grape), 2350 nucleotides long. RefSeq lists its product as uncharacterized. The record is from RefSeq and is a predicted model, not a curated record. Lineage: Eukaryota; Viridiplantae; Streptophyta; Magnoliopsida; Vitales; Vitaceae. Gene Ontology annotation, biological process: carbohydrate metabolic process; pentose-phosphate shunt. Gene Ontology annotation, cellular component: cytoplasm; intracellular anatomical structure. Gene Ontology annotation, molecular function: transaldolase activity. The transcript has 14 exons. Bases 469 to 1602 code for a protein of 377 amino acids.
ACCAGUCCACUAAACGUACAAGCCAAUCCUAAUCCUACAGUGGGAUUUAUCCUGCAUUUUGUCCUUGUCCAUUUAGCCCUCGGUCUCAUCGUCAAAGAAAUGUGAUAAUCUAAUAAAUCUAAAUAUAAUAAAAUUUGGGGCUUAAUAACUUAAUACCUAGUUUGCGAGCAACUUAUUUAAGAAAUGAAAACAUAAAUAUGAUAAUGUCCUGUCCUAAUUGAAAAAAAGAAAGAAGCUUGCUUCUAUACGUCGGAGUGUGAAAGUGAGCUUGUAUAAAUUUAAUUGUUGCCAAAAAAAAAAAAAUCUAUAAAGAUUCACUCAGUACUCCGAGAGAGCUGAACCUCUUAUAUGAUAAUAUGAUAUCAUAUCCCAAUUCCCAAAUCAUCACUUUGUUGUGUGUGAAACCCCUCUGAAACGAUCUUCACAUCAAGCUCCCCUCUUCCUAUAGAUUACAGAAUCUCCAUCCAAAUGUCGCUUUUAUUGCAAUCGCCUCCCUCAUCAGCCCUCUCCUCUUCUUCACGUCAGAAGGGGAGACUAAGGUUCUUAGCUCGAUCCGCUACGCCCAGAUUUGCUCUCAGCUUCCAGAGGUCGUUUCCUCAAAUUCGCGCCUCCGCCAACUUUUCUUCCUCCCUUGACAAAGGUUUAAGCACUGAAUUUGAUGCCGUUUCAGACUUAAGUGAGAUCGUUCCAGACACCGUUAUUUUCGAUGAUUUCGAGAGAUUUCCACCAACAGCUGCUACUGUUAGCUCCUCACUUCUCUUAGGCAUUUGCAGCCUGCCCGAUACAAUUUUUAGGAGCGCUGUGGAGACUGCAUUGGCAGAUUCAGUGUGUUAUGGGUUGGAAAGCCCCGAUGCUCGAAUGUCCUGCUUCUUUAAUAAGGCUUUGGUGAAAGUUGGCAGUGACCUUGUGAAACUAGUUCCUGGUAGAGUGUCAACUGAAGUGGAUGCUCGUCUUGCUUAUGACACACAUGGCAUUAUUAGGAAGUUUACAAAAUUUGGGUCAUUGCUGGUGAUGAAUUAUCCCAAAAAUUUUGGGCUGGUGCAUGACCUUUUGACCCUGUACAAUGAAAUUGAUGUCCCUCCAGAGCGUUUGUUAUUUAAAAUUCCUUCAACUUGGCAAGGAAUUGAGGCCUCAAGGUUGCUGGAAUCUGAGGGCAUACAGACACAUUUGACUUUUGUUUACAGUUUUUGUCAAGCUGCAGCUGCUGCUCAAGCUGGUGCUUCUGUUAUUCAGAUUUUUGUUGGUCGCGUUCGGGAUUGGGCCCGCAAUCAUUCUGGUGACCCUGAGAUAGAAGCUGCUCUUAAAAGAGGGGAAGAUCCUGGUUUGGCUUUGGUGACCAAGGCUUAUAACUACAUUCACAAACAUGGAUACAAAUCAAAGUUGAUGGCAGCAGCGGUUCGGAACAAGCAGGAUUUGUUCAGUCUUCUGGGGGUUGACUAUAUCAUUGCACCAUUGAAGGUACUGGAAUCUCUCAAAGAAUCUAUAACUUCCCCAGAUGAAAAGUACUCUUUUGUAAGGAGGCUAUCCCCAAAUUCUGCUGCCUCUUACAGUUUCAGUGAAGAAGAGAAUUUUCUCAAAACUUUCAGCCAAGGCCGGUACUAAAAGGGAACAUGGCCUAAGGAUCAUAGAGUGGAAGACUAAGGAUGUCCCACCCUUUACAUAUAAUUCCAAAUGCAGGAUAUUGUGCUGAUUUAACGGCAUGGUCAACAUAGAACAGAAAUCUUGGCCACUCAUUCCAUGUGCCACCCAUUAUGACAAGGGCACAUAUGCAUGUUGGUGCUCAAUAAGGCUACCUAAAGACCUGAAGAUGAUGUGUAAUUCUGGAUGCGUAUAUGUUUUUGAUAUGCAUUUUUUUUUUAAUAGCAGAAAGGAUUAAAUCUUCCUAAUCAUUAGGUUAGUGUCACGAAUUUGAUGACUCUUUAGCUGAUUAUUUGUGCCAAUGUUUAUCUUUCUGAUGGGCUAUCCUUUUCCUCUGAGGUUCACUGUUUCCCUCAGCUGCGUGGUUAGAGUUUCAGAAUUCACAUAUUAGUCAUUUUUUUAAGAGGGUGUUUAGUAGUAUUUUGGAAGAUUUUUCUUGGUUUUAGAAGCAGAAAGUAAGAAAAUAGAAAAUUUAUGUUUGAUCAUCAACAAUUCCCCUACUUCAGCUUUAUAUUUUGUCAGCAAUGUGCACCAUUCCUCUAUAAGCUCUCUUACUUACAUGUAAGAUAUGUUGUUGUUGGUUGGUCAGUUGGUUCUCUUUUAUAUGUUUUUAUUUUCUAUUUUUUUGUUUUGCAAAGAUGAAGAUGUAUUUGACUUUGGAUGUGUGAACAGAUACACAAAAAGAAAAAGGUUCUUUAUUUACCUUGCAAAA